UCAUCUUAGUUCGUUCUCAACAUUAUUUGCUGUAAUCCGACAAGUUGCCUGGAAUAUGGACGAUGUAGAGGUAAUCAUCGACGGCACCAUAGGUUUAAUUGACUUCUUGGGUUGCGUCUACAUGCGAUUCUGCAUAAUGAGCAACACUAAAAACAUCCAAAUUAUAUUUAACAAAAUAUACGAAUUCAGAGAGUUUUGCAAGGACGAGGAUCUAAUUGAAACCGAAGACAAAAUAAGAAAGUUUACUAAGUUUAUAGUUUUGUAUUGUUUAAUGGGGAAUGUGGUGAAUCUCCUGAUUCCCGUGUUCAACUUGGAGAACUGCAGGUCAACAAGAAGUCCUGAUUUAAUAGUGCACGACCCAUGCGGCGUGUUGUGUCGAUGUUAUUAUCCCAGUGACGUGUCACGUUUUCCUGGCAUAAUUUACGUUUUCAUCCUGCAAUUUUACACCGCCCUCGUCGUCACCAUGUCCGUGUUAAAUAUCACCAUGUUGUUGAUAGGAGUCUUGAUUCACGCGACAGCUCAAUUGAGACACUGCAGAAAAAUGUUGCGUGAAAUAGUCGAUCAUCCCGACGUCGACGAAAAACUGGUGCACGUCAUCAAAUACCACAUAAAAAUAACCGAAUUCUCACAUCACAUGAAUAAAGCUUUCAAUCAAAUGAUGCUAAUUCACGUGACUGCCACAUCGUGCGUCAUCAGUUUUUUGGGUUUCAAAAUUGUCACGGCCGAAAAUUCGACGGAUCCUCUUAGAUUUUUCUUACAUUUGGCCGGUUGGAUAGUUCUUGUCUUGAUAGUUUGUUUUUGUGGACAACUACUAAUAAAUGAGAGCACAAACGUGGCGAGAGAUGCGUAUUUCUUACCAUGGUAUAAGUUAUCAACUGAUAAUCAAAAAUAUAUCAAAAUGAUUAUUAUGAGGGGUCAACAUCCGUUACAACUUUCCGCAGCCAGUUUAGGGAACAUGUCGUUUCCGACAUUUUUAGCCGUUCUUAAAUCGGCUUACUCAUAUUUUACCCUUUUGUUAAAAAUUAAGGGCUAAAUUAAUAUGUGUAAAAAUUAAGUUAAAGUUUAUUUAUUUAGUAAAUAGACACUAUUGGAAUACUGAAAAAUUAAUUAAUAAUUAAUUAUAUAUAUGUAAUUUUAAAAUUAAGG
This is a messenger RNA of Aethina tumida (small hive beetle), 1146 nucleotides long. Its product is annotated as odorant receptor 4-like. Gene Ontology annotation, biological process: sensory perception of smell; detection of chemical stimulus involved in sensory perception of smell. Lineage: Eukaryota; Metazoa; Arthropoda; Insecta; Coleoptera; Nitidulidae. The transcript is spliced from 5 exons. Gene Ontology annotation, molecular function: odorant binding; olfactory receptor activity. Gene Ontology annotation, cellular component: plasma membrane. Bases 56 to 1033 code for a protein of 325 amino acids. The record is from RefSeq and is a predicted model, not a curated record.